Rhincodon typus (whale shark) is the source of this 3030-nucleotide messenger RNA. RefSeq names its product solute carrier family 6 member 15 (gene slc6a15). The coding region runs from base 286 to 2475 and encodes 729 amino acids. The transcript has 12 exons. Gene Ontology annotation, cellular component: plasma membrane. Gene Ontology annotation, molecular function: proline:sodium symporter activity. The record is from RefSeq and is a predicted model, not a curated record. Gene Ontology annotation, biological process: sodium ion transmembrane transport; L-leucine transport. Lineage: Eukaryota; Metazoa; Chordata; Chondrichthyes; Orectolobiformes; Rhincodontidae.
AUUCGAGUCUCUCAUCAUGUGAAAACCACUUCUUCAGUCCCUCAGCACGCUGACACAGAGCCUGCACCAGGACCCAGAGCCUUCGCUCAUUUCACUUCCGUUGCAAAAAGAUUUUGAACUACGGAAUACUCUUUCAGACUCCUAGCAUCUCAAGACUUCAAUAACUUUUCAUCAGCUUGUCUGUCGCUGAUACCGCCUGCUUGUUUGCAUCAAGUUACAUUUGACUGAAUGCAUUGCUGCUAGACUUUUGUACAGUGUUACGGAAUCUGUGAUCUAGCAUUUCCAAUGCCUAAAAAUAGCAAAGUUGUGAAGAGGGAACUUGAUGAAGAUGUCACAGAGUCUGUCAAGGACCUUCUUUCCAAUGAGGACAUGAAUGACGAUCAGUUUAAGAAGAGUGCAUUAUAUGUAGAUGACUCCCAGACUGAAAAAGAUGUGGACAUUGAAGAAGGAUCUGACAUUGAAGAAGAAAGGCCAGCCUGGAAUAGCAAACUUCAGUAUAUUCUGGCACAGGUUGGAUUCUCAGUUGGCUUAGGCAAUGUAUGGAGAUUCCCAUAUUUAUGCCAAAAAAACGGGGGAGGUGCCUACCUCGUGCCUUAUUUGCUUUUACUGCUCAUCAUUGGGAUUCCACUGUUUUUCUUGGAGCUUGCUGUGGGUCAAAGGAUCAGGCGAGGCAGUAUUGGUGUAUGGAAUUUCAUCAGCCCCAGACUUGGAGGAAUUGGAUUUUCAAGCUGCAUUGUGUGUUUCUUUGUCGCUCUGUACUACAAUGUUAUUAUUGGGUGGAGCUUCUUUUAUUUGUCGAAGUCCUUUCAGCAUCCAUUGCCCUGGGAUCAAUGUCCCUUGGAAAAAAAUGGCAGCCAGACCUUUGUUGUGCCUGAAUGUGAGAAAAGCUCUGCCACUACCUAUUUCUGGUACCGAGAGGCGCUGGAUAUAUCUAACUCUAUCUCAGAGAGUGGGGGUCUGAAUUGGAAAAUGACUAUCUGCCUCUUCAUAGCCUGGCUUAUGGUCUGCCUUGCCAUGAUCAAAGGCAUUCAAUCUUCAGGAAAGGUGAUGUAUUUUAGUUCCCUGUUUCCCUAUGUCGUACUUAUCUGCUUCCUGGUUCGAGGUCUUCUUCUGAAAGGUUCUUUGGAUGGAAUCCGUUAUAUGUUUACCCCUAAGUUGGAAAUUAUGUUGGACCCUCAGGUCUGGAGAGGGGCUGCAACCCAAGUAUUCUUUGCCCUUGGGCUGGGAUUUGGUGGUGUGAUUGCUUUCUCCAGCUAUAACAAACGAGAUAACAACUGCCAUUUUGAUGCUGUCCUUGUCUCCUUCAUCAAUUUCUUCACAUCUGUCUUAGCAACACUUGUAGUGUUUGCUGUCUUGGGCUUUAAAGCAAAUAUUAUCAAUGAAAAAUGUAUUGUGAGAAACGCAGACAAGAUCCUGGAAAUGCUUAAAGUAGGUGCAGUCAGUCAUGAUCUCAUUCCUCAUCAUGUUAAUUUAUCAGAUGUUUCAGCAACAGAUUACCAUCAGAUGUACAACAUUAUAAAGGAAGUGAAGGAAGAGGAAUUUCCAAAGUUAGGCCUGGAUUCAUGUCAAUUAGAGGAUGAACUUAACCAGGCUGUGCAAGGAACUGGCUUAGCCUUUAUUGCCUUCACUGAGGCCAUGACUCACUUCCCAGCGUCGCCCUUCUGGUCAGUGUUGUUCUUCCUGAUGUUAGUAAAUCUGGGCUUGGGCAGCAUGUUUGGCACCAUUGAAGGAAUACUCACCCCCCUUGUGGAUACAUUCAAAAUACGCAAAGAAAUUCUCACCAUUGGCUGUUGUCUUGUGGCUUUCAGUAUAGGCCUCCUCUUUGUGCAGCGCUCUGGAAACUACUUUGUAACCAUGUUUGAUGAUUACUCAGCCACACUGCCCCUACUAAUUGUGGUUAUCCUGGAAAAUAUCGUUAUCGCUUGGGUUUAUGGCACAGAUAAGUUCAUGGAGGACUUGAAGGAUAUGCUUGGAUUCACUCCUUUCCAAUAUUACUAUUACACGUGGAAAUACAUUUCUCCACUUAUUUUGAUUGCUUUGCUUGUGGCUAGCAUUGUCCAGAUGUGUUUGAGUCCACCAGGCUACCAGGCCUGGAUUAGUGAAUUGGGUGCUGACAAAUUUCUGAGUUACCCAACGUGGGGCUUGGCUGUCUGUAUUGGCCUUGUGUUAGUCGCCAUACUCCCUGUCCCAGUCGUCUUCAUCAUCCGUUAUUUUAACAUAAUGGAUGAUGGCUCCAACUCUUUGGCCUCAGUCUCAUACAAGAAAGGACGGAUUCUGAAGGAAAAUUCCAACUUGGAGGAAGAUGAUGCCAGUCUUCUACAAAGCAAGACCCCAAGUGAGAUGCACUCGCCAAUGGUUGGAAACAGCAUCUACCGAAAGCAAAAUGGAUCCCCCACUCCUGAAGCAGACACAGCUCCAAACGGCCGCUAUGGCAUUGGAUACUUAAUGGCUGACAUGCCUGAAUCAGACUUGUAGCUUCUGAGCAAGCUUUGCCUGUCUAUGUGUCUGUUGCUACAUUGAGCAUCAUUGCCACUCAAAAAGCACGCACAGUACUGAUGUGGCACAUGUAUCAUGUAUAUCCUGUAGAUAGACUAUAUUUUUCCAUAUUAAUGAUAUUGUCUGAAAUAUUGUUGCCUACAAGUAGCUAUGAGCAAAGCUGAACAUUAUACUUUUCUGCGUCUGACAGAUCUUAUUCAGUGUUCUCUUUUAGUAAAAAAACAGUUGCUUUCCUUAAAGGACAUCAACUUGCUUCUUAGAUCAGAGCAUUCUUUCUUACUACAUCACUGAGAUUAGCAAAUUUGAGAUUUUUUUUAUUCUUGAACUUUUAUGUAAGUUACGACAAAUAUUUAAAAUGCAUUUCAACAUGGAAUCAAUAUACAAACUGGUUUUUAUCUUAAAUUAUUUAGUAGCUUAUCAAACCACAUUCUCAAAUUUUUUUUCAAAAAGAAAACAUUUUGAGGAAGAGAGAUAGUAGGAACUGCAGAUGCUGGAGAAUCCGAGACAACAAGGUGCAGGGCUGGAUGAACACAG